This is a messenger RNA of Trypanosoma cruzi, 420 nucleotides long. RefSeq lists its product as uncharacterized. The transcript has a single exon. The record is from RefSeq and is a predicted model, not a curated record. NCBI's taxonomy places the organism in Eukaryota, Euglenozoa, Kinetoplastea, Trypanosomatida, Trypanosomatidae. The coding region runs from base 1 to 420 and encodes 139 amino acids.
AUGCGCCCUGCCUCGGCAACAGGCAAACCUGCUCGUCCACCAUUUUGUGCGGUUUCACGUGCCAUACCGCCUUAUACUGCCGCUGCUGCUCGCUGCACUCCUUUGGUUCCUGGUGGCUGGGAAAUGGAUCGGCCUUUCCUGCCGUAUGAACUUGACGUGACCAUCCGUGACUCUUUGCUUGGCUCAGCCCCUGGCCCCGACAACAUGUUGAAUGAAUUCCUGCACCGUCUCGGGCCCGUCGCGCGGGGCACUCUUAGAACGAUGAUCCACAACUCCUUCGCAAAUGGCAGCCUGCCUGAAGACUCCAUGAGCGGAAGUGACGACGGGGACUCUUCUUCACCGUCUCAGGUGGAUAUUUCUUGGUUGCCAUUGUCUUCCAUGGUAAAAAAGAGUGAUGGUGAGGACUCACUGGGGCCGUGA